AUGGAGAAUAUGGAGCGUGCAGAGCUGAAGAUGAAAGUCGAAGAGCUUGAAGUAGAAGUUGCAGAGUUGAAGAAUAUUAUAAAACUGCUAAGGAUUGUGAUAAAAAACAAUGAAAGUAAGAUAGCUCUUCUUGAAAAGCACAAGGAGGAGCGGGCCGCGUUACUUCAUUCUGCACUAGAAAUGAUGAUGGGGUGUGGGGAAGGAGCUGGUUCCAAUGGUGGUGAUGGAGGGGGGAGGGGAAGUAAAGCGGGUAGGGGAAGAGGUGGACGGGGAAAUGAUAGUGCGGAAGGAAGGGGUCGUGGAUGUGGUGGACGGGGAAAUGGUAUUGGUGAAGGACGGGGUCGUGGAGCUGGGGAAACAAUGGAGUAA
Molecule: messenger RNA, 369 nt
Organism: Daucus carota subsp. sativus
Lineage: Eukaryota; Viridiplantae; Streptophyta; Magnoliopsida; Apiales; Apiaceae
Exons: 2
Coding region: 1-369 (122 amino acids)
Source: RefSeq, a predicted model, not a curated record